GCCAGAAAGUCAGCAUCAUCGAGAGAACGACGGAAAGCGUCGAGCAGCUGUGAACGGGGUCACUGUGAAGGUGUCAAAUAACCAUUAAAUACAAUACAGCGUUUUGAUAAAAUAAACUCCCGUAGACGUAUCAGUGUCGUCGGUACGUGUUUCAAAAGUUAAACCAUGUCAACCCCGGCUAGAAGAAGACUUAUGAGAGAUUUUAAACGGCUACAAGAGGACCCUCCAGCUGGUGUCAGUGGUGCCCCAUCUGAAAACAACAUUAUGGUGUGGAAUGCAGUCAUAUUUGGCCCUGAAGGAACUCCAUUUGAGGAUGGUACAUUUAAACUCAUUGUAGAGUUCACAGAAGAAUACCCCAACAAACCCCCCACAGUACGAUUUGUGUCAAAGAUGUUUCAUCCAAAUGUCUAUGCAGAUGGAAGUAUAUGUUUGGACAUCCUACAGAAUCGUUGGAGUCCCACUUAUGAUGUGUCCUCUAUUCUUACAUCUAUCCAGUCCCUGCUCGAUGAACCAAACCCCAACAGUCCAGCCAACAGUCAGGCAGCUCAGCUGUACCAGGAGAACAAGCGGGAAUACGAGAAGCGUGUGUCUGCCAUCGUAGAACAAAGCUGGAGAGACAGUUGACCUGACAAUCCUGAUAGCUGCUCUCUCCAUUGUUAAGCUGUGUGUGCUGCAAGUUUUAGUGGAGUACCUCUUAAUUUUUGCCCUCCUCCUCCCCCCUUUUUGAUUUUAAGCUUUUAUGCACUUUACCUUCAAUUUCCCAUCAUAGAUUUUUUUUUUGCCCAAGAGGGAUUUAUUUUUUCUAUUCUGUCCCCCUUUUCCAGUCCAUCAGGGGAAAUGUGCUGAAUCUUGCCUUGAUGUUUUUUCAGUAUGGACUUGUGGGCCAUUACCCAAAAAUCCUGGUGUGUUCUUACUCGCUGUAAUAACUCCCCAUGACUAAUUAUGUUCAGUGUUUCGAAGGGUGUAUGAAUUAAAUCAUGGGUCGUCCUCUGUUGUGCUCCUUAUCUUUUCUGCCGGUUUGUUUUCACAAGGCAGUUUGUCGGCUCCGAUGUAAUCAUCCUACCCUUCCUUGGAAGAACGAGCAGCCUGAGCAUCACGGACUACAACUAAAUCAGACAUCUUUACACCGUGUCUUUUGCUGUGUUGUGAACUCUGUUACAUGCAUGACAGAAAGAGUGUAUUCAUGUUCCUGUUCAGUACUCAUGUAUAUAGGAAACCUGCAACUGAAUUUAUGUACAGAUUUUGCACUGGUUGUCCCCAUGUCAUUUUUUCAGCACUUGUAAAUAAAAAAAAAAGGCGAAUCCA
Molecule: messenger RNA, 1305 nt
Organism: Epinephelus lanceolatus (giant grouper)
Lineage: Eukaryota; Metazoa; Chordata; Actinopteri; Perciformes; Serranidae
Gene: ube2al
Product: ubiquitin conjugating enzyme E2 A, like
Source: RefSeq, a predicted model, not a curated record